CUCAAUAACUAUUUGUUAAAUAAAAGCCUUGCCUUUGGGAAGCAACCAUUACUGAAGGGAUAACCCGAGUAAACCAUAGAUAGAAUUAGAAUCAGUCUUAGUAGCAACUGUCACAUUUCACUGGGUCUAUCAGCCAGUUGCUUGAAGCGUUAGAAAACUUGUCAAUUUUGCCUGCCCCUACAAACUUCCCCAUUAUUACUCAAUCUUUGUUCUUCUGGAGUGGAAUCUCUACAGGCUUCUCCUAUUCAAGAAAACAAAAAAGACUCUAGAAAGAGGAUUUAGUGAUUAGAGAGUCUGGAAUGCUUGGAAGUAGGGGAAGGGGGUAUAUCUCUGAUUCUACUCUCACAAGCAGAAAUGAGUUAUUAAUAGGAAUGAUAGUUUUAAGGAUAAAUUGGUUGUGGCUAUAGACUUUUUUUUCAUUGUACUUUUAGGUGAGAAGAGGAACAGGGGACUUAAAAAAGGAGCAAGGAAAUGAAAAAGGGGAGGAAUGAAGAAACGGGGCCAGAAACCUCUCUGAAACUAAUCUCUAAUUUAGGGACACCAAAGAAGUCUAGGGAAGGGCCAGAUUCUAGAUUCUCCCAUCAGAUGCUCAACCUCCAGGGUGGGUGGGGGUCAUGCUAUAUGUUAACUCCUGAAUGUCAACUCUGGUCUCUAUCUUGGUACAUCACCAGUGGAGGUAGAUUGUUAAGAAUGUCUUUAAAGAGAUUAUCAGUGACGUUGUGGACAUUUCCCUCUCUUUUCCUUUUCUUUCUUUCUUUCUUUCUUUCUUUUUUUUUUUUUUUUGACAAAGAUGAUUAUUACCCUGUGAGUUAGGGAACCAGCUCUGCAAUGCAUCAUUGUCCAAAGGGCACCCAGAUAUCAAGGCCUCUAGUUGCCUCAUUUCCUGCUGCAUUCCCUCCUUUUUCUCAACAGCUCCUCCAUUGUCUGGACCUGAAAUGACCCCGAAGUCCGGCCCUGUCCCACCCUGUACUUCACUUCCAUUACCCCCACCCCCUCCAGGACCAUCAGACAAGCCUCCUUGGGAGCCAUCACCCCAAGCUCCCAUUUCUUCACCAUUCCCUCCUGGUAGCCCUCUGGUUCUGUCUGCUUUCCCUAGUACACUGCUGGUGACAGGGGAUGGGGGAGCAGGCCCUAGUGGGGGUGGGGCUGGCAAGGUCAUCGUCAAAGUCAAGACAGAGGGGGGUCCAGCAGAGGCCCCCCGAACUCAGACCUUUAUCCUUACUCAGACUGCCCUCAACUGGAUUGCCCCAGGUCCUCCCCGUGGGGGCCCUGAAGGUCCCACUCCCCGAUUCCUGGCAGCCACCAAUGUCAAGACCAUUCUUCUUGCAAAGGCUGUUGGGGUGGCCCAGGCUGGUGAAGGAGAGGGACCCCCAACCCAUCCUCCCCUCGCCCCACCACCCACUGCCCAGCUAGCCCCUAUUGUACCCCCAGAAAAGGCUUGGCGGGGGCCAGAUGGGACUCCUGGAGAGGGAGGCCCGCCCCCACCUCGGCCCAAACCCUCUCUGGGUGACCUUUCCUGCACCUCCAAGGGUGUAUAUGAGAAUUUUCGUCGCUGGCAACGUUACAAGGCACUGGCCCGGAGACAUCUACCCCGGAGCCCUGAUGCAGAAGCCCUUUCCUGCUUCCUCAUCCCAGUGCUUCGUUCGUUGGCCCGGCUAAAGCCAGCGAUGACCCUGGAGGAUGGACUGCCACGGGCGGUGCAGGAGUGGGAGCGCAGUAGCAACUUUGACCGAAUGAUCUUCUACGAGAUGGCAGAAAAGUUCAUGGAGUUUGAGGCUGAGGAGGAAAUGCAGAUUCAGAAGGUGCAACUGAUGAGUGGGUCUCAGUGCUUGCCUCCUCCAGCCCCCCCUAAGCUUGAUCCCCCAGGACCCUCAGUCCCUGAGAUAUGUCAGCAACAAGUUUACAUCCCAAAGAAGGCAGCCUCUAAGAGUCGCCCCCCUCGUCGUCGCCAACGCCGACCACCUCGCCCUUCAGCCCCUGAAGCACCCAAAGAGAUCCCACCAGAAGCUGUGAAGCAGUAUGCUGACAUCAUGGCCGGGCUGGUAGGAGUUCCCCAUGCUGCCAUUGGGGAACCAGAGGGAAAACAUGAUGAUGAAGAAGAGGAGGAGGAGGAGGAUGAAGAGGAGGCCUAUCCUGAUCCCGGACUGCUGAGUUACAUCGAAGAGCUGUGUGCUCAGGAUGUCUUUGUUUCCAAGGUUGAGGCAGUGAUUCAUCCUAGGUUUUUGGCAGAGGUGCUGUCUCCAGAGCAACAGAGGGAUCCCCUGGCCCUAAGUGAGGAACUAGAACAGGAAGAAGGACUCACUCCCACCCAGCUAGUGCAGAAGCGGCUAUUGGCAUUGGAAGAAGAAGAGGAAGAGGAGCCCCCAAGCUGCAGUGGAGCCCAAUCAGACUCUAGUCCUUCUCCAUCUGAUGAGGAGGAAGACGGGGGUGGGCGGCUUCGACCCUCACCUGGGGCUCGUAUGGCUGGGGGCAUUGUCCGCCUGGGGAAGACGGUUUCUCCAGAAAAACGGGCAAGGGGAGAAGGACAUGGGCAGGACAGGGCAGCAGAAGGCCCAAGGGGAGUAGGAAGGGAAGGUAAUGCUUUGUCAUCCCCUAGUAGCUGGGACCUUCGACUAGAUAUCUCCACUCCACGAGUAACUAGGGGCCUUUUAGGGGUGGAGGGCAGAGGGUCAGGGAAAGGUACUGCCCUGGUGUCUUUAUAUCAGGAAGGCAACUCAGGAGGGCCUGGAGACCAAGGGGACUAUUUGGUGACUGAGGGGAUCCUAGAAUCCUCUCCCCACAGCUGGCAAAAAGGACCUCAUUUGGAGGGAGCUACCCAUUUGGAGGCUGGACCUCCAGAACCAGUUGAUUUCACUACUUCUUCACAAGAUCAGGGAAUGGGACAACAGGUCACCGGUCUCAGGAAGGGAUGCCAGGUGACAGGUCUUGGGAUGCUUCCUCAAGGGAAGGAGCCAUCUUCUGCUUCCCAGGAAGAGACUGUGGUGGGGACUUCUUGGAGAGAUGAUAGAGGAGCUCCUAUGAUCAAAGGCGUGAGCCAGAGCCCCUCCUCCAGAGCAGCUGGGGAUAGGGAGAGGACCCCAUUCAGCUCAGCCCCUUGGGUGAGUAGCAAGGGGGACUUCACAAAUUUGGAAGUGUUCCCAGAACAGACUGAGGGGAUCAGAGAAAUAUCUCAGUAUGUGGAGUAUAUAACAGAGUUUCAGGGAGACUGCCAUGUUCUAAUACCCCAAAGCCACAUUUCUUCCUUGGGCCACAGAGGAAUACUUGAGGACACAGAAGAAAGUUUUGCCUCUUCUGAGGACAAAAAUGACACAAGUUCCCUAGAAAAUGGUAACUACUACAAUCUUUCAGAGCUCCUGGGGGCCAGCAGCCCCAUUUUAGGGAUUGAAGGACACAUCUUUGGAAAUGGAACGGAUUUUAGUGAUUUGUAUCCUGAAGGUAACUCCUCAGUAGAGGGCAAAAAUGGUGCCUCCAAUCUGGAGUCUGCCAAAAACACACUCUCCCCUAGAUGUCAAGAACGUGAUCUACUCUUGGGGUCUGGAGAAGGUUCCUCCUUUCCAGGGAUGGGGUAUGAUGUUAGUAUAAGUGGCAGUAAAGCAAACUCAGGUUCUCCUGUUUGGGAAACCACAGAGAAUGGCAAUUUACUGGCUAUCAGAGAUGACCACGACCUCCAAUUAAUUAUUGGAGUUAACUCGAGUUCACCAAAAGGUGCAUGUUACGAAUGCCAAAGAGUGAGCAGAGAGGAGCUUAGCCUACUAAAGUGCAAAGACACAAGUCCCUCACCAGGGACCAAAGGUGACUCUCACACACCAGAGUCCCAAGAACCAGCCUCCUCUAACCAGUGUCUUGGGGAUACCCCCCCAACUCCAGAAACUAGUGACCCUGUGGCUCUUGGAGAAACCUCUUCAGGAAAGGAAGCACCUAGACCCACAGAUAGGGACGGUAAAGAACAAGAGGAUGAUGAUGAUGAUGAUGAUGAACUUUCUAACUUUGCUUUCCUCUUGGCCUCUAAACUUAGUUUGACCUCAGAGGGGUUGCCCCUUAGUCCUCUACCUGCCCCUACAGAGGUUACGGAUCAAGCAUCCCCCUCACAAUCUCCAGAGGCUUUGCCCAUACCCAAGUCUGGGAAACGCACUCUGAGCGGUGAACUGUCCCCUGCAGAAAAAAGACCCUGCCGGGGGGGUGAAGUAGCUGUCUCUGGGGAACUGCCCUUGAAUUUGGGGGAAGAACCGACUGUAAAGCCCCGAAAAAGGCGCCGUGAGGGUCAUGUCCCAGGGAGGAGGAAGAAGAGAAGGAGGAGCUUGUAGGGGGCAGCCACAUGGCCCAACCCAAGGAGUGAUUCUCCAGGGGUGGGUCCUCAAGAGUGGAUCUGGGCCCUGCUGCACUCGGUCAGAGCUCUCCAAUCUUAGCCAUUCUUUUCUGGCUGCUCUAUAAAUAUGGUGAGGUUUGGGAGAGUUCAGCAACUGACUUGCAUGGAAAUGACCACCUCAGUGAGAAGUGAGAUGUGAGAGGACCCUCGGGAGAGUUUUAUGAGAAAGUGAAUUAAAGACAUCCCUGUUGGAAAUGGUCUGCAGUGAAUCUGUCUUUUGUUCUGUCUUUG
Molecule: messenger RNA, 4597 nt
Organism: Sarcophilus harrisii (Tasmanian devil)
Lineage: Eukaryota; Metazoa; Chordata; Mammalia; Dasyuromorphia; Dasyuridae
Gene: NUTM1
Product: NUT midline carcinoma family member 1
Exons: 6
Coding region: 936-4304 (1122 amino acids)
Source: RefSeq, a predicted model, not a curated record